AUGGCGGAGCCGGUGAGGAAGCGGGGCCGGCGCUCAGGAAGCGGCGGUGCUGGCCGAGGAACUCGGGGGGCCCGGGGCGCCCGGAACCGGCGCCCUGGAGCCCAGCAGUCUCCUGCCCGGCGCUCCGUGGAUUCGGUACUUGUGGACUUGGUCAGCGACAGUGAUGAGGAAAUCGUGGAGGUUUCAGCCGCGCGCGGGUCAGCGGACCCGGUCGAACUCCUGCUCCCGGAGUCCCCCGUGCCGGCCGCGCCGCGGGACGACCGGGACGAAAGCGACAGUGACAGCGACAGCGAAGGGGCGGACGCACGGCCGGCUGGAGCCCCUCAGGGCCUUGUCAGGCGGCGGCGGCGGCUACUGCUGGAUCCGGGGGAGGCACCGGUGGUGCCGGUGUACUCCGGAAAGGUGAAGAGCAGCCUCCAACUCAUCCCAGAUCACUUGCCCCUCCUGAAACUCUGUCCCCCAGGGCCUGAGGAAGAGUGUGAUAUGGCAGAUUCUAGCAGUCCCCAUGCUGAGGAUCUCCCAGUUCCAGAUUCUCCCUGGAAGAAGAAGCUGAGGAGUAAGGCUGAAGAAGAAAAAGAGAAAAACACGGUGUCUCUGGCUCAGGACACCUCUCCUUUGCCCCCACCUCUGCCGAGGACCAAAAGCAGAAAACAUACUCAGGCACUCCAGAAGUUAAGAGAGGUGAACAGGCGCCUCCAGGACCUUCGUUCCUGCCUGAGUCCCAAGCAGCACCAGGGCCAGGACCACCUGAGCCAAGACGAUGAGGUGGUCCUUUUGGAGGGGCCCAUUCUCCCAAAGAGCCCCCGACUUUUCCAGCUCAAAAUCCGGUGCCGUGCCGACCUGAUCAGAUUGCCUGUCACAAUGUCGGAGCCCCUACAGAGUGUGGUGGACCACAUGGCCACCCGUCUUGGGGUGUCCCCAAGCAGGAUCCUCUUGCUCUUUGGAGAGACAGAGCUGUCCCCUACUGCCACCCCCAGGACCCUAAAGCUUGGAGUGGCUGACAUCAUUGACUGUGUGGUGCUAGCAAGUUCUCCAGAAGCCACAGAGACAUCCCAUCUGCUCCAGCUGCGGGUGCAGGGGAAGGAGAAACACCAGAUGCUGGAAGUCUCGCUGUCUCGAGAUUCUCCUCUCAAGACUCUCAUGUCCCACUACGAGGAGGCCAUGGGACUCUCUGGCUGCAAGCUCUCCUUCUUCUUUGAUGGGACAAAGCUUUCAGGCAAGGAGCUACCAGCUGAUCUGGGCAUGGAAUCCGGGGACCUCAUUGAGGUCUGGGGCUGAAACCCCUCCCUGUUUGGAGGCCCAUCUGGACUUGGGGAGAACACCUGUCCCCUUUUGGCCCUGUAAGGGCUGGCUGAAGCUGAGUUAGAACUUAGCUUUAAGCUGAAGCAAAAUCAAGGCAUGGUAUUUGACCCCCUCUCCCGUUGACUCUAGUUUCAAACUGUUAGUGACCUGGUUAGUUGUGUGGUCGUCAUUGCUGCCCUGGGUGGACUGUGGCUCCAUUUCCAUGGUGUGCUGAGUUUUGCAACCCCCUGGGACAUCUCCUACCCCCCACCCUUUUACUUCCACCAUCACCCUUUCCUUCACCAAAAUGUCUAUUUUAUGGAACUGCUGUUUGAAGAGGGAGUUGAAAUAAAUUAGGGUUGAGAAUGGGAUUCCAGGCCUGGGAUUUACGCCAUGUCUAGGACAGCAGUGGCCUUAGUGUCAAUUGGGGAUAGGUGGUGAGGUUUGCUUGAGGCACAUAACAGGUGUGGCUCUUUGACUUGCAGGAAAGUAAAUGAUCAAGCUCACGCAUGAGCCUAAGUGUAGGCAGACAGUGGGCUACUCUUUUGAAAGAUAUUGAAGGUUCUGGGCCUUGAGUGUCUAACUCACCUCAGGACCCUUUACAGCCCCUGCCUGAUGCACACACAUUAUUUAGGGCAUAAUUGAGCACACAGAGCCUUUCGUUUUGGAUCGCAGAUUCUAGUCCAUGCAAGGCCCUGGUUUUAUGGCUCUUCUCCCCUUCUUCGUGCCGUCCUCUCCCAUAAGCACCCGCUCUACGCUGUUGGUUACACAUCUUUGAAUAUGAAUGUGUCCUUGUGAAGCGCGGUGCUGUGCGUGUGAAUAGCCUUCCUAGGCAUGUGGUGGUGUGCUGCACAUCUGUGCGGCUUCUUUUCUCACUCAACAUGUGUUGCCUGUUUUACACCGACUCUGCUGCUUUGAACUGAGCUGCGGCCUUGCACAGUGGGCAUCAGCUGCGUGAUACUUUCACGUUCACUGCUGGACCCCGGGCGACUCCAACCCUAGGUACCUGCAACUCCUGGGCAUGUAGACAAGGCCACGAUGAACAUCCUAUUAUGUGUCCCCUUCCAUGCUUGUGUGGAAAGCUCUCCGGCGUAGGUACCCAGGAUGGGAUUACAGGCCAGACAGGUUAAUUUCUCUAUAGUUCUACCAAAUUUCUCUUGAGAUGGUCACUGACACUCCCACUGGAAGCUUCCCCUUUCUCCUCACCCUCACUGGCUCUUUUAUUGCCCAACUUUUUCUUUUUUGCCAGUCUCAAGGGUGUAAGGUGUGUUUUAAUGUGCACUCAUCUCAUCCCCAGGAACUUGGGGGAUUUCUUCAGGUACCUGUCAGCCUUUUUGGUUUCCCUUUCUGUAAGCUGUUCAUUUCUCUUUGCUUAUUUUCUCAUGUGGGCUUCCUGUGCCUUUGUUUAUUCUCAAGAGUGAUAUAUUCCUGGGCAGUUGCAGAUAACUCAGAAUGGCACUUGGUUUAUAUAUCUAGGUGUGCCCUUUACUGAAAAGAAAAUUUUAAUUUUAAUAUAGGUGAAUGAAUUAUUUUGCCGUAUCUUUUGUUGCUUUUUGAUUUCUUAUUUAAAAGUAAUUAAGAUAUUUUACAUUUUCUUUUGUUAGCUUAUUAGCUUUUCCUUUCACACUUAGGCCAUAAAUAGGGCUGAAGUCCAGCUAGUACAUGCUGGUGUUUGCAGCGUCUGGCGUCUGCUCUGCGUGGUCAAACACUUGUUCUCAGUGGCUGAUGCCAAACUGUACUAGCUGCUAAAUAUUGAGCAUUACUUUUAAACUAUUUAAAAUUCACAUUUGCAUAUGAGGUCCAAGUCUUAUUUUCAUCAUACAAUUAGCCAGUUUCCUCAGUGUUGUCUACUAAUAAAGUCAUUAAUUUCCCACUAUAUGUGGUAUAAUUUUGGCAACAGUGUAUCACAUUCUUAAAAUUUUUUUUGUUGGUGUGGCAUUCCUUUGACCUAUUGUAGCAAAGAAACCUUAAUAACAUUUAAAUAAUACAUAAUACGGUAUAGCUCUCAUUUUUUCAGAUCUUUUAUGUCUGUUAAAGACUUUGAACACAUUAAGAUUAUAUAUCCAGUCUCAGCAGAAUAAAUGGGAAUACCUUCAA
Messenger RNA from Miniopterus natalensis, 3378 nucleotides. It is a transcript of the gene NFATC2IP, whose product is annotated as nuclear factor of activated T cells 2 interacting protein. Gene Ontology annotation, molecular function: protein binding. Gene Ontology annotation, biological process: cytokine production; positive regulation of transcription by RNA polymerase II. The record is from RefSeq and is a predicted model, not a curated record. Lineage: Eukaryota; Metazoa; Chordata; Mammalia; Chiroptera; Miniopteridae.